Molecule: messenger RNA, 1452 nt
Organism: Dissoconium aciculare CBS 342.82
Lineage: Eukaryota; Fungi; Ascomycota; Dothideomycetes; Mycosphaerellales; Dissoconiaceae
Product: fumble-domain-containing protein
Exons: 2
Coding region: 1-1452 (483 amino acids)
Biological process (GO): coenzyme A biosynthetic process
Cellular component (GO): cytosol; nucleus
Molecular function (GO): pantothenate kinase activity; ATP binding
Source: RefSeq, a predicted model, not a curated record
AUGGCGGAUGGUCUUCGAGCGAGCGUGAAGAAAAGGCGCCUUUCCAGUUCCAUAGAUGAUAUGGAGCAAGCCAUCGCUCAGCCAGGCUCAAUCAAAAUCAACGUCGCGGGCGCAUACAUUAUCCAUCACGAUGACGAUAGCUCUCCUGAACGAUCACCACCUCGUCCGGGGUUCGCCGGGGAAGAACACACUUUCCAACAUCACAAGCGUGAUAUCCGAUUACCGAACCACACAGCCGUUGUCAGCCACGUCGCUGCGGACAUUGGCGGCUCACUUGCAAAAGUUGUAUACUUUACGCGUGAGAAAGAACGCGCUGAGUCUGGCGGUAGGCUCAACUUUCUUUCAUUCGAGACUGACAGAAUUGACGAAUGUAUCGCAUACCUGCAUUCACUACAAUCGAAAUAUCAGGAAGCCCAGAAUGGGAUUUCACCGACGUCAUCGCAGCAGAAAUUGAGUAUCAUGGCCACUGGUGGGGGCGCAUAUAAAUUCUACGAUCGCAUCCGAGAAAGACUGGGCGUCGAAGUCCAGCGUGAGGAUGAGAUGGAAUGUCUCAUCAAGGGCCUGGAUUUCUUCAUCACGCAAAUUCCCAAUGAGGUCUUCACUUAUGAUGACGACGCCGACCCGGAAACCGCAGUCGAAUACCAAGAACCAAUCGACCAGCCAGACCACGUUUAUCCUUACCUUCUUGUGAAUAUUGGGAGUGGUGUCAGCAUGAUCAAGGUCAGCGGAAGGUCACAAUACGAACGAAUCGGCGGCACAAGUCUCGGCGGCGGAACACUAUGGGGUCUACUGUCGCUUCUCACGGGUGCGCGAACUUUCGAUGAUAUGCUGGCCAUGGCUGAUCGAGGCGACAACACGAACGUCGAUCUUCUUGUCGGCGACAUCUAUGGUGAAGGGAUGGGUUACGAGAAGAUUGGACUGAGUGAAAAGACCAUUGCGAGCAGUUUUGGGAAGGUCUUGAAAAGGAAACGCGAAGCUGAACGGAGAGCGGAAGAUGGUAGUGGAUGGGGCGGUGGAGAGGAGGAAGGUGGAAUUUCUCCCCCGAUCGUGCCGGUAGGAACCACGACGGCAGCAGCCAAUGCUUCCAGAACGACUCCGAGUCAACCGGUGCAAAGCCGGAGUAAAACAGACGGGAGAAUGUUCAAGCCGGAAGACAUCUCAAGGAGUCUUCUCUACGCUGUGAGUAACAACAUCGGCCAAAUCGCCUACCUCCAAUCCGAAAAGCACAACCUUCAGAGAAUAUACUUCGGCGGAUCGUUUAUCCGCGGUCAUCGCCAAACGAUCCAUACUCUCUCUUUUGCGAUCAAAUUUUGGAGUAAAGGAGCCAAACAGGCGUUCUUCCUCAGACAUGAAGGCUAUCUGGGAGCUGUUGGCGCAUUCGUGAAAAGGCGGCCCAAGGACUUUGCAGGAAUGAGAGACGAGAGCGGUAAAAUGGAGGAUGCGGCGACGUGA